Racocetra persica is the source of this 357-nucleotide messenger RNA. The record is from the annotation of a GenBank genome assembly. Lineage: Eukaryota; Fungi; Glomeromycota; Glomeromycetes; Diversisporales; Gigasporaceae.
AAGGUCAUAUUGUCAAAGACUGUCUAAAACAUGAUAAAGAAAAUGAUCAGAUCAACAAAGGCGUUACAUUUAAUAAUGUUAAUAUAUAUCUAGUUGAAUUCACAGAAACAAAAUCUGAUGAAAGUAGUGAAUAUUUAAAAGUGGAGCUAGUGGGUAAUGAUUCAUGUGGUGACAUUCGAGUGUUUAGUAAAAGAAAAAGAGGCAAAGAUAAUAACGAACCAGCAACUUCGAUAAAUAAAAGAGGAAAGAUCCUAAAAGUUGUAUAUGAAAAUGAAAAACUGAAAUGUUACAAUUAUAUGAUGUAUAUACCUUUUUCUAAACUGACCAGUGAAACUGAUAUCUUAAAGAAAAUAUCAG